UCUCGAAGCUGAUUACAUCCCACCCUCAGACAAUGAUGCUAAAACCCGAUCGGUUUCAUGAGAUUGUCACAUUGGCUAAGGAAAUGGGGUUCGAUCAGUCAGGCUCAAAUUUCAUCCUCGUGAUCUGCGUGAUGUCAAGGAUGACCAAGUUGAAUUGGGAAAGGAAGGUGAAGGUUUUUAGGAGUUUGGGGUGGUCUGAGGAUGAGUUCCUUUCGGCAUUUAAAUUGCAGCCAAUGUGUAUGAUCACGUCACAGGAGAAGAUUAGGAGAGUGGUGGAUUUGGUCGGGACCCAGAUGGAUUUGAAGCCGUCGAGUCUAUCAAAACAUCCCAAUGUUUUCUUACUAAGUCUUGAGAAGACGAUCGCACCAAGAUGUUCGGUUCUGCGGGUUCUAAUUCAGAACAGUCUGAUUAAGAAGGAUUUGAGUAUAACUUGGGCACUGAAAAUGAGUGAGGACGACUUCUUGGAGAGGUUUGUGAUCAAGUAUGAGGAGAAUAUCCCAGAAAUACAAACAAUUUAUCAAGAUUGAUCUCAAAUUGAUUUUCAGCCUUUCCAAGAUGAGCUUCAGAUUCCAGAACAUUGCUAGAAACAUCACCAAAUGUCUGUUUUUUCCAAACUUUUGAGGAGUUUAGUUCAUUGGACGUUUUAGCUUUUUCGCUGC
Magnolia sinica is the source of this 659-nucleotide messenger RNA. RefSeq lists its product as uncharacterized. Gene Ontology annotation, cellular component: chloroplast. Gene Ontology annotation, biological process: chloroplast organization; regulation of DNA-templated transcription. The coding region runs from base 33 to 527 and encodes 164 amino acids. The transcript is spliced from 2 exons. Gene Ontology annotation, molecular function: double-stranded DNA binding. Lineage: Eukaryota; Viridiplantae; Streptophyta; Magnoliopsida; Magnoliales; Magnoliaceae. The record is from RefSeq and is a predicted model, not a curated record.